AUGAGUCCGAUUACUAUGUAUCAAUCUACGUCUACUUUCACGGAUAGUUCGUUCUCGCCUUCCGCUAAGAAUGACAUCUCCAAAUAUCGGACUUUGGUUCCGGCUGUUACUCGAGAAGAUGUCCAUUACCUCAAUGCUUCUUUUCAGCCUGUCAUGAAUCUUCGAGUUCGCGCAGCCAUAGAUAACUUUCUCGAUCAAGCCGUUGGAACUCCCGAUCCCAAGUCUGGUUGGCAAUCCAUCGCCCAAGAAGCUCAGGGGUCUCUUGCGUCCUACCUGAACGUUCCCAAAGAUUCCCUCACCUUUACCCGAGACACUACUGAGGGUCUCAAUCUGUUUCAACGCUCCAUCCCCUUUCAACCUGGAUCAAACGUUGUACUGCUUGAGGGUGAACAUCCGAACCAUGUUUACGGCUGGUUGGGGCUGAUUGAGCAGGGACUUGAGGUCCGUCGAAUCGACACCAAGGACGAGACUUACGCCGAUGCAAACACAUUUGUACCCUUUGUCGAUGAGAACACCAUCGCCAUUGGUCUUUCCUCCAUUAUGUUCCACAAUGGGCAAAUGAACAAUGUUCAAGAUAUAUGUGCUAGGUUCCGUCCUCAAGGUGUGCAUGUUCUGGUCGAUAUGACACAGCAUGUGGGCGUUUCUCCCAUCAAUCUGACUGAAUGGGAUGUCUCGGCUGCUGCAUUCGGUUGUCACAAGGGUCUUGGCUGCCCCAGUGGCCUAGGUGCGCUGUACAUCAAUCCGAGUGUUCUGUCUUCGUUGAAGAAGACGCCUCCUAUCACUGGGGCGGGUUCCAUUUCCAACAUCCCGUCUAAUUUGAUCGCCGAUUCAAAUGUCCAGUAUCAUUCCUCAACCCAGCGAUACAGUCACCUAAAUAUAUCUCUUAUUGGCGCUGUCUCACUGAAUGAGUCACUCGGUCUCCUCUGUGAUGAGAUUGGCAUGAAAAUAAUCGAAGCCCAUCUUAGGGCCCUAGGCCGCGAACUCGCUCUUGCUUUGACACCACUCGGUGUCCGGAUCGUGGGUAGUAAAUCUGCCGAUGAGCGGGCUCCACAUCUGUACGUCCUUGCAUUGCUUCAUCCAGACUGGGCGACACAUUUCCGGGCCGAGGGGAUUUACUAUCCCACUAUCGCCGUGGAACAAGGGUAUCCUUUGGAUUCUAUAACAAUGUGGCCGAUGUGA
Molecule: messenger RNA, 1179 nt
Organism: Penicillium expansum
Lineage: Eukaryota; Fungi; Ascomycota; Eurotiomycetes; Eurotiales; Aspergillaceae
Product: Aminotransferase, class V/Cysteine desulfurase
Exons: 1
Coding region: 1-1179 (392 amino acids)
Source: RefSeq, a predicted model, not a curated record